Molecule: messenger RNA, 390 nt
Organism: Psilocybe cubensis
Lineage: Eukaryota; Fungi; Basidiomycota; Agaricomycetes; Agaricales; Agrocybaceae
Exons: 2
Coding region: 1-390 (129 amino acids)
Source: RefSeq, a predicted model, not a curated record
AUGGAGAGUGCAAGACUUCUCCACCGCCUUAAGAUCCACACGGCAAAUCUGUUUGGGUACGAUAAGGCCGGUUCGACGAGUGUGUUCAGUGGGCUGAGGAGCACUUUGAGCAAAUGCGGGAGGCGGCGAAGAACCCGCUCGAUGGUACGAGAUGGUGGCAAAAGGCAGACGACCCAUGGCAAUUACGCAGUCCACCACGGAAACCCCACCGCACCUGUACGGCUCACACCUUGUCAUAAUGACAAACAUGGGCAACAUACCUGCGGCUCGACCGCAUAUCGACUACGACCUGACGACAAUGCCAGACAUCGACUUGCUGUCGCACAAAUCAAACUGGGAGAUAUCAAAGAAGGAAAGAUAUGUAUUCCUCAUAGGUCCAAUUUCCCAUAG